Molecule: messenger RNA, 2010 nt
Organism: Pistacia vera
Lineage: Eukaryota; Viridiplantae; Streptophyta; Magnoliopsida; Sapindales; Anacardiaceae
Product: IQ domain-containing protein IQM6
Exons: 9
Coding region: 1-1839 (612 amino acids)
Source: RefSeq, a predicted model, not a curated record
AUGGGGGUAUCACCUUCAUACCCAAUUGACAAUUUUGACGAUUUAGACAGCCGUUUUGGGGCAGUUCUCGUGAGAUCAUUUAGUGUCACAGGCGGUGGUGGUGGGGAAUUGAAGGCUCCAUUCUUUCGCUCAGUGAGUUUCAACGGCCGCGAGGCUGAGCCAACGGUAAGAAAAUCAAACAGUACCGGGAAGAUAAUAAUGGAAAGAUCACUUAGCUUCGAAGGGAGGAAAUUAGACAACACGUUAUCGUUUAAAACUCCUCCUGCACCUGCAGAAAUGGAAUUGAAUGGUGUUCGCGGGAGGAAAUUGCAGCCGGCGGGUGUGUCGAAAAUGGCGGGUAAUCGGAGAUAUCAAGCUGCAUUGAGGUUGCAGAAAGUGUACAAGAGUUUCAGAACCAGGAGAAAGCUUGCAGAUUGUGCUGUUCUUGCUGAGCAAAGAUGGUGGAAGGUGUUAGAUUUUGCUGAACUCAACCGGGUAUCAUUCUUUGAGAUUGGAAAGCAUGAAACUGCCAUUUCUCGUUGGUCAAGAGCAAGAACCAGAGCUGCCAAGGUUGGAAAAGGUUUGUCCAAGGAUGAAAAGGCUCGAAAGCUCGCUUUACAGCAUUGGCUCGAAGCAAUUGAUCCUCGCCAUCGCUAUGGCCAUAAUCUUCAGUUUUAUUAUCGAACAUGGCUGCAUUGUCAGAGCAAGCAGCCCUUCUUUUACUGGCUUGAUAUAGGCGAAGGAAGAGAAGUUAACCUCCUUGAGAGGUGUCCCCGAUCGAAGCUUCAACAGCAAUGCAUUAAGUAUCUUGGUCCGACAGAAAGGACUGAGUAUGAAGUAGUGAUAGAGGGUGCACAAUUCCUUUACAAGAAGAGUGGGAAACUUCUUGAUACCACUGGAGGACCUAAAGAUGCCAAAUGGAUCUUCGUUCUCAGUGCAUCCAAGAGCUUGUAUGUUGGGCAGAAGAACAAGGGCACAUUUCAGCAUUCGAGUUUUCUGGCUGGUGGCGCGACAUUAUCAGCUGGAAGAUUGGUCGUCGAAAAUGGUAUUCUGAAGUCAGUUUGGCCUCACAGUGGACACUACCUUCCAACAGAAGAAAAUUUCCAGGCGUUCAUGUCAUUCCUCCACGAGUAUGGCGUGGAUACGGAAAAUCUGCAGAAAACGCCAGUUGAGGAGGAAGAAGAAGGCAAUAUCAAGAAGAGCAAGAGCCUGCAUAGCACUUCAUUGGAAGCAGAAAUCUAUAAGUACACUGAAGCAACAGAAGCUAAAACUUCAGCCCAAGAGGAUAUUGAUUCGCGAGAAGAGGACUCUAAGGCUGCAGAAAGUUCGGGUAAACUAAAAUCAAAAUUGUCUCGACGAUUUGGCUCGAAAGUUACAAGAGUUGAAGUACCCAAAAUAGGUGAUGUGUAUGAUAUUUUUAAGAAAGAUGUGCUUCCUCAAAAUUGUCAUUCUGAAAUUCCAGAAUCUCCUUCAGAAGAUGGUUAUGAAACAGCAGAAGAAUCAUUUUUGUCAGACGAAGAAUUCAUGGUUCCUAAAAAGAAUUUGUUUGAUGAGGAUGAUGAUAGUGAUGAUGAAAAUGAAAAGCACAUCCCAAAAGAGAAAAUCAUAAUGAGGAUAGAUUCACAUAAAGGAAUGAGAUCUUACCAGUUAGCUCAGCAAUUAUCCUCUAGAUGGAGCACAGGAGCUGGGCCCCGGAUUGGUUGCAUGAGGGAUUACCCUUUUGAACUUCAAUGCCGGGUUCUCGAGCAAGAAAACUUGUCUCCAAGAGCAAGAGGUGUAAGAGGUGCAUUUUCAAAUCCACUAGGUAGAAGUCCCCUUGCUCCAGAGCAAGGCGAAUCGUCCCAACCAGGCAAGGAAUAGACUAUAUUUAGACAAAAGUAUAUCUAUUGACUGGUCUUGGCGGUAGAGAAGAUGAAAUAGAAGUUAAUUUAUGUUCUUUCUAUACCAAUCUGUUACACAUUUCUUUUAGUAGACACAAAGUGAAAAUGAGAAUUUGUUGCCAUUCAAUAUAGAAAGAUGAGUACCCUUUCA